This is a messenger RNA of Angiostrongylus costaricensis, 219 nucleotides long. The record is from the annotation of a GenBank genome assembly. NCBI's taxonomy places the organism in Eukaryota, Metazoa, Nematoda, Chromadorea, Rhabditida, Metastrongylidae.
AUGCUACAGAAGGAGACGCUGCAAGUUUCCGUUGCAUCUAAUCAAGUAGAUGAUAUAGUGAUCAAACAAUAUUCCUCUGAGGAAUCGAACGCUAAAAUGCUAUUUGUAUCAGUUGUUGGAGACAACACCUAUGAAGAGACGCACUUUGCCGUCUGUAGACCAUCUGAGAAAGCCGAAGUGAGUCAUUUUGCAUCUUUGCUUAUUUAUUUUAUGGCGUGA